AUGUUAUCCUCAACCCUUCUAAGAGAUUUAAUCGUUAUCAAGCAACUUGGAGCAGGAGGUAAUGGUACUGUGUACCUUACACAGCACAAUAUAUCCCUCAACAGAUACGUGGUCAAGAUAUUCAGAGAUCAUCCUGACCUUCCUAUGGUUUAUCAAGACGGGACAGAACUACCACUAGAAAUAGCGACACUAAGAUCACUCCAUCACCCCAAUGUAGUGAAGUAUGAAACUCACUUCCUCUUUAAGGGAGAAUGGUAUCUGCUGAUGGAAUACGAGCCAGGAUUCAGUGAUCUGCACACCUUGACUCGAAAGUGCAAACUUACCGAGAAGACCGUACUGAACAUAGCAGAGCAGCUGUACACAGUUGUGGAUUACUGUCUUCAGAACAACAUCGACCACGGAGACAUCAAGGAAGAGAAUAUCCUCUACAAUCCCAAGACAAACCAACUCAAACUGAUAGACUUCGGUACUGCUCUACCUCUUUCGAAACACCCUCUCAACUUUCUCAGAGGCACCACCGCAUGUCUGCCUCCUGAAGCGUUCUCCAAACCUCACUACUUCCCACUUCAAGCCAGUGUCUGGGCUAUCGGGUGUGUUCUGUACGGCUGUAUGACGGGCAGACCUGCAUUCUCAGACACUUCUGAUAUCCUGAAUAAGAGAGCGAAAGUUCCACUACACACGAGGAAGUUCUACUCCAGGAGACUGGUCAGCCUGGCGGAGCGCUGUUUGGAACCUUGCCGAGUUUUGAGGAUUAUGUGGUCGGAGUUGGGGAGACAAUUAUGA
Molecule: messenger RNA, 783 nt
Organism: Bolinopsis microptera
Lineage: Eukaryota; Metazoa; Ctenophora; Tentaculata; Lobata; Bolinopsidae
Exons: 1
Coding region: 1-783 (260 amino acids)
Biological process (GO): peptidyl-serine phosphorylation; regulation of autophagy; autophagosome assembly
Cellular component (GO): autophagosome; cytoplasm; phagophore assembly site
Molecular function (GO): protein serine/threonine kinase activity; ATP binding
Source: RefSeq, a predicted model, not a curated record